Messenger RNA from Thunnus maccoyii (southern bluefin tuna), 11401 nucleotides. It is a transcript of the gene apobb.1, whose product is annotated as apolipoprotein Bb, tandem duplicate 1. Gene Ontology annotation, biological process: lipoprotein transport; cholesterol transport; cholesterol homeostasis. The transcript has 27 exons. The record is from RefSeq and is a predicted model, not a curated record. Gene Ontology annotation, molecular function: low-density lipoprotein particle receptor binding; cholesterol transfer activity. Lineage: Eukaryota; Metazoa; Chordata; Actinopteri; Scombriformes; Scombridae. Gene Ontology annotation, cellular component: very-low-density lipoprotein particle; mature chylomicron; low-density lipoprotein particle. The coding region runs from base 75 to 11231 and encodes 3718 amino acids.
ACCAAUAUGAAGCUGAAUCUCUGAAUGCCAUCAACGGAGCCUCACUGUCUAAGCAUGGACCCAAGGCCUCUUGCAUGGUUGAAAUUGAAGUGCCUCAGACUUGCAGUUUCAUUGUCCGCACCUCUGGCUGUAGCCUGAGUGAGGUGUAUGACAUGGACACAGACGGCAGCCCUAUGUUCAGGCCUGCAUCUGGCUCUGAUGCCUUUGCUGCUGAAAUGGAGAAAUAUCCUCUGAAGGUUGUAGUUGAGGGUGAGUACGAUGUGAAACUGUACCCUGAGGAAGGUGAGACAACAACCAUCCUGAACAUCAAGAGGGGUAUCAUCUCUGCUCUGGCUGUGCCUCUGCUGGAAGAGGAAAAGAACAAGAAUAUGCCCACAAUCCACGGCAUGUGCAAGACCUAUUACACCAUCAACGCUAGAGAGGACAUUGCAACUGACAUCAGCCUCAACAGGGAUCUGUCCAGAUGUGACAAAUUUGUCCCAAUGAGAGAUCACACCAGCCCCCUGGCGCUCAUCUCUGGCAUGCAUUACCCUCUUGCCCAGCUGGUCAGAAGCUCCCAGACCUGCAACUACAAGUUUGACAAUGAGAAGAAACACAUGACCUCUGGAUCCUGCACAGAGAACCACAUCCUCAUUCCCUUCUCACACAAGGGAGAGUAUGGAGUUACCAAUGUUGGAAAGCAAGAACUGACCCUGGUUCAGGUUUCUCCUCACAAUGACAGAGUCUUUGACCGAAGUGACAUUGCUAUGGGUCUUCAUAUGGAGGCUGUCGAGGACAAGUCUGUUGUCCAGGAUAAAGCUGCAUGUCUGGAUCUCCUGAGAGAACUGGCCACUCUGCCUGAGACCGAAGGUGAGAGGAGGGCCCACCUCUUCCACAAGCUUGUCACCAUGGUCCGCGGAAUGAAGACUGAGACCCUGAGCCCUGCUAUUCCUGAGGCUCUUGCAGUGUCCCGUGUCCUGACCUACCAGGUUCUGGCCCAGUGUGGAACCCCUGAGUGCAGCAGUGCCAUCAUGCAGAUCCUCAGGACCUUUGACAGCUCGUCACUUGAGGUUGAUGCCGCUGUUUUUGCUAUGGGACUUGUGUCCAAUCCCUCUGCCCUACUGAUCAAUGACAUGCUUGAGAUGGCCAAAUACAAGAUCAGCAAGCCCAUCAUGUAUGCCCUGAGCAAUGUUGUCAAGAGGUUUUACAAAACUGAAGGAAAACUGAUCCCUGAGAUUUACUCUGUUGCUGAGUUCAUGGCAGCCCAGUUGGGUGACUGUUCUGGUCACAAAGACAACACUUUUAUGACAUUGAGGGUUAUUGGAAACAUGGCCCCAGCUGUUGUGCCUGCUAGUCCUGCACUCAGAGCUGCAGUGAUCCAAUGUGUGAACCAACCUGCAGCUUCCCUUGCUGUGCAGCAGGCUGCCAUCCAAGUAUACAGGCUGACUCCCGUCCCUGAAGAGGCAAAGGUUCUCAUGCAGGUACUCUUGGACAGCGCUAGCCCCAUGCAAAAGCGUAUUGCUGCAUAUCUGGUACUUAUGAAGGACCCCCAGCCAAGUGAACUGGCUCAGCUGACCAAUGCCUUGCCCACUGAGCAGGAUAAACAAGUCAUGAGCUUUGUGAUCUCCCACAUUACCAACAUCUUGUCUUCAACUGAGCCCAAGACCCAAGAACUGAGGCAGAAGAUUCGUGAUGCCCUGCAGGGUAAUGAGAUUGGUCCCAUCAUGGACCCCACCAAGUUCUCUCGCAACUACAAGAUCGGAUCUAUGGAGGGCAACAUGAUCUUUGAGGGUACCAGUUACCUGCCCAAGGAAGUCAUGCUUGAAAUGACUCUUAAGGCAUUUGGCUAUGACAUUGACAUGAUGGAGGUCGGUAUGGAGGGCAAAGGAUUUGAACCAACUGUUGAUGCCCUGUUUGGAGAGAAUGGAUUCUUCCCUGACACUGCCCUCAAGACAAUGUACUUUGUCGCUGACAACAUGCCACUCAGAGUCAAUGAGAUCCUGCAGAACAUGCUGCCAGCUAUGAAGAAGUACAAGAUGGAGAGACAGGUACUCAGAGCAAUCCAUUUGAUCGGACGCAACCUCAACAAACUGGUAACGGAACUGAAGAGCACACAGUCUCCAGAGGCAAUGGUGUAUAUGAGACUCUUAGGAAAUGAGCUUGGAUAUCUGAGGACCAAUGAUAUGGAGAGGAUGGCUUAUUCUGCUGCCAUGAUGAUUGACAGCAUGUUCAAGAUGUUCCCUACAGAUCUAAUGAAGGAACUGAUGACUAAGGCUGACAAUUCGAUCUUUGCCCACUACAUCUUCAUGGAUAAUGAAUUCUUCCUGCCUACUGUCACUGGUGUGCCUCUGAGGAUUGCACUGUCUGGUACAUUCACCCCUGGUAUCAAGGGUGGACUUAAGAUUGCUCGUGACAUGAGCGAAGUUGCAUUCAUGCCCUCUGCUGGCAUUGAGUUUGUAACUCAGGUUGGCUCCUACAUCCCUGAAUAUGUCAACUCUGGAUUAGAGAUGCACACCAACAUUUUCCACGAGAGUGGGCUCAGUGCCAAGAUCUCCAUGGAACGUGACCAAGUCAAGCUGACCAUCCCUGCUCCACAGAGCCCUACCAAGCUCAUCAAAAUGACAAACAACCUGGUGGCAGUGACUGGAUCAGAGGUGAGGACCAUCCCCCCUAUGGUGAUGGACAAGGUUGACGUUAGUGAGUGCACCCCCUUCUUCGCUGGAAUGAAAUACUGCACUGCUCUGCAGUACACCGAUGCUUUCUCUCAACAGACAGCCCCCUACUUCCCCUUCAACGGAGACAGCAAAUUUGCUGUAGAGCUCCACCCUACUGGUGAAGUCACUGAGUACACAGCCACUGUUGCCUAUGAGCUCCUCAGGGAAGGAGAAGAAGGCAGGCAGAAGGUUGACUCUGUGAAGUUUGUUCUGAGGGCUGAAGGUGCAGAACCCACAGAAGCCAGAGCAAUCAUGAAAUAUAACAGAAGGAAGAAUGUCAUCACAGCCGACUUCCAGAUCCCUGACUAUGAUGUGGAGGCUGGAUUCAGACUGGGCGUUGUUGAUGGGAACACCAAGGGCAAAGGAACUCACUCCAUCUCUCUUGACCUUAUUAACAAGAACAUCCCUCAGCUCUCCCUGGUUGGCCGUGCCAAUCUCAAGGCCAUGAGGGAAGGUAUGCUGCAAGUCCAACUUCUGGUCCCCUCAAUCAACACUGAUGCCACUGUCACAGCUAACCUGAAGCGUGAAGAAGAAUUGGAAUUGCAGCUUAAGAGUGAAAUCAAGGUCAUGGAUGCCACAUCUGAGCAGAAAAUUGAAAUUAAAUAUGAUGCCAGCAAAGUUGAGGUUCAGUUCAAGUCUGAUGUGAACGCUGAGACAACCAUCUUGCCAAACGCUGAUAUGUUUGAGAAGUAUGGCAACCAACUUCUUGACACACAGGUGGGGCAGACUGACAUGAAAGUCCGUCACAUCUUUAAGGAGUUUGUGGAGGCGGCAAACAACUACAUGGACAAGUAUGGUGCUGAUAUCCCUUACAUUCAGAACUUCAGAGUACCUGAUAUGCCUGAGAUUUCCCUGCCAGAGACACUGUUCCUGAAUGCUGAAGCAAAGGCUGUCUACUACUUCAACAAUGAGCGCUUCACCAUUACUAUCCCUCUCCCUCUUGGAGGAAAGUCAACAGAAGAGCUCAACUUCCCACCCGCUUUGACCACACCUUAUGUGUCUCUACCCCAGUUUGGACUAGAGAUCGCAUCCAUGGAGAUUCCAAUCCCAGAGCUUUUUGUCCCUGAGAGCCUUACUCUCUCUUUUCCUCUUUUUGGUAAAGCUGAGGUUUCAACUCUGAUGAAGAGCAACCUUUACGACAUGGAGGCCUCAAUGGCUGCCGGCAAAGAUGUUGUGGAAACACCUAGCUACUCAGCUAAGUUUGAUGUGAAAGGAACCUCCCCACUUGACAUCCUCUCAGUUAAGAUUGAAGGCUCUGGAAUGUUGGCCACCGCUGAAUCCAUCAAGGCCCACUUGAAAAGCUCUUUGGCCCAUAAAUUUAUUGAAGCCAGUAUUAGUAUUGUUGAAGAUGCAACCAUCACUGACAAAAUCAAUUUGAGAUCAAGCAGCAAGAUUGAAGCCACAAGCCCUUUUGGUCUCAAUAUUGCACUGGAGCACACUGGUAUGGCUGGAGUCAACACUGAAGAAAUCUCUGCCGACAGCAACUUUGAGGGAAUGUUCAACGCUGGACCCCUCUAUGGCAAGACCAUUUCAACCCAGUCAUUUACCAUCCUCCCAUUCAGGCCAGAAGCAAAGAUCGAUUCUUCUGUUCAGUUUGACUCUACAAUUGUUAAGGCCCAAAACACAAUUGCAGCAACCCUUGUCAAUGGAGAAUUCUCAGUUGUGUCCAACACCAAUGCCUUUGAAGACACCUUGACCCAUGUUGUUGACCUUUCCUUCAAAGACAGCAAGCUCUCACUGAAAUGUGAUGCUAAUGCCCUUGCUCUUGGUAUGAAGAUCCACAACCAGGCUAAAGCCUCUGCUGGUGCUGGCGAAGUUGUCCUGAGAAUGGAGACAAAUGCAGACCACUCUGAAAACCGUGUUUACUCUCUGCUGACUGCCUCUCUUGAUGUCAAUGGUCUGGCUGUAAACAGUGAUGCCACUGUGAAGCUCCUUGAGAAUGAGGGUACUCACAAGAUAACUCUGAGAAUGAACAAGGAUGGUUUGACCACAAGUGGAACAACCACCCUCCAGAGCCCCCUGUCCCUGGAAAACACCUUCAGUGCUGGGCUUGAUGCUUCAAGGGCUACUCUAUCCAUUACCAAUAAGGCUGCAAUGGAUGUCAUCAAGGUUGAUAAUGCCAACACUCUGAUCAUUACUCUUUCUAGCCUUGACUUUAACUCAAAGGCUGAAGCCACCGUUAGUGAAUAUGCUUCUUACAUUCAUGAUAUCACCAUUGACCUGAAACCCUACACUGCUUCUGCAAAUGUUAAUAAUAACCUGAAACUUCUGGCUGCCAAUUUCAUAAAUGAGGCUCAGCUGCAGGCAGAGCUUUACAAGAUGGACCUGACUGGAAGCAUGAAAGCCACCUAUGGGGAGGAAGAGAUCAAGCACACCUAUCAGGUUAACUAUGCUGAUAUGACUGCUACCGCAAAGUGCAGCACCACUGGAAAACUCUUUGGAACUCACAUGAGCCACAACACUGAGCUUGAAAUUAUUGGUCUUGCUGCCAGGAUCACCAAUGAUGCCCGCUUCAACUCACAGCCAAUGCGCUUUGACCACACCAUCCGUUGCAGCAUUGUUCCCUUUGAUUUCAACCUUGAUGCCAUCUUCAAUGCUGAUGGAGACAUGACCAUGUAUGGAAAGCAGAGUGCCCAGCUCUAUGGCAAGUUCCUCCUCAAAGCACAACCCCUGGCUUUUGCUAGCUCACAUGAAUGCAGGGCAUCUGUGACCCAGCAGUUUGAUAAUGGUUUUUCCCUAGAGACCACAUUUGACAACAAGAUGGAUACUGUUCUGUCACUCCAAGAGCAGAAGACCAGUUUUAGAGUGAAGUCUAAAAUUAAUGAGCAUGCCUUUAAUCAGGACAUGAGUGUUUACAACACUGCUGAAAGAACAGGAAUGGAAAUUUCUGGCACCAUCCUCACAAACAUCAUUAACACAGAGUCCACAGAGAACCAGGAAUUCACCAUCUCUGGCUUCCUCAAGUAUGACAAGAACACAAAUAGUCACAUAAUUCAGUUUCCUCUAAUUGAAAAUUUGCCUGUCUUCAUGGAAAGCAUCAAGGGUUUUGUUGUGCAUAUUGCAGAGGCACUGCAGGACUACAUUAACAAUGAGGAGAUAAGGGCUAAACUUGAGGCUCUUCCCCAGUAUGUAAGUGAAUUUGUUUCUCAACUGAAUAUUGAUGGCAAGGUCAUUCAGCUGAAGCAGUAUUUCAAUGAUUUUACCCAACAAUAUGUCAUCUCCAUGGAGGAUGUGGAAGACUCUUUGAGAAACCUGAAAGUUACUGUUGAGAAGCUGCUGGCUGAUCUCUCUGUUUACAUCCAACAUUUUGCUGAUAUGAUGAAAGAGAUUAUUGUUAGUGGCACCCUGCCUGAAACCCUCAUUCAGAAGAUCCAGCAACAGCUGAAUGCUAUUAAUGAGGACUUUGACAUCAAGGCUAUGGUUGUAUAUAUGAUUGAUACCAUGAGGGAGAUGAUCCAGCAGAUUCACCUGGAGCGCAGUAGCGUUGAAUUCCUGCGUUAUAUUGAGAACAACUACGAAAUCACGUUGAAACUGAAGAUGUUCCUGAAUGAUAUGAAGAACUUCAUUGAGAACUUUGACAUGUCGACAUACGUCGCUGAACUGAAAACAUAUAUUUCAUCCAUCAACUUCAAAGGUCACAUUGAGGAACUGGUGAGUCAGAUUCCCACAGAGAUAUUCAGUGACAUUAGCAAAAUGAUUCGGGACCUUGACAUCGUAGGCAAAAUCAACACAUUCUAUGCCAAUAUGAGAGAGUUGAUUGUAAAGUUUGAGGUUGACAAGAAGGUUCAAGCUGUCUUGGAAAAGGUUGUGGAGGUCAUCGAGCAGUUCAAAAUUGAUGAAACUAUCAGGGCUGUAGCCAAGAUGGUGAAAGAUGCAGACAUCCCUACAAGAUUCACACAAGCCUUCCAGGGUGCUAUCAACUAUUUGAAAGCAACCGAAGUGAGGGAUAUAAUUGGGCAACUGAAUAUGUAUAUCGAAUCUAUUGUGCAGAAGCUGAACUCAUUGGAUUAUAAUGACAUUGUGGAUUUGGCCAAUCAAUUCAUUGCUGAGUACACAAUGUACGUGAAUGAGCUGAUCAGGACUCUUGAAAUCCCCCAGAAGCUUGAGGCAACAAGAGAUUUUGUCAACUUUGUCUUAUCCUCUGCUAAAGGAUUCAUGGAUCACCUGAGAGAAAUCAAAGUUGCGGAAAUGAUGAAAUCGGUAAAGGAAAUGAUUGACCAGGUUGUGUUUGAUGACCUUAAGAGAUUCUUCGAAUUUAUAAAACAGGAAAUCACAAAUCUGGAUGUCAAAGCUGUGUUUGGCUUUUAUCUAGAGACAGUGAGUGAAUUCUACAGGGAGGUCAUAGUCUUUGUCACUGAUGUGUUUACCACAAUGGUUGAGAUGAUUAAGAAGGUGGCACCUGAGCAAAAGAUCAUCAGCGAGAUUCAGCAGAUCAUUGAUGGGUUAAUUACUGAACUGAAGAAAGCCGAGCUGAACACGCCAUCCUUCAUUGUUCCUCUCACUAAUCUUAUUGUACCUUCCAUGAAGUUCAGGAUGGAUGAGAUUCAGCAGUUUGAAAUUCCAACACAGCUGGACAUCCCUGAGUUCACCAUCCUGGGUUUCCACACUGUGGAAGCUACCACAAUUUCCUUUGAUGACAUCAAGCAGAAAAUCAUUGAAAUCAUUGAUUUCAUUGUAAACUUUGAGAUCAAAAUGCUUGAUUCAGAUGCUUUCUUUGGAGACCUGACACUGAACUACCUACCUUCCAUGCCUGAGAUAAACCUCCCAGAGAUCACUCUUCCUGAGAUCUCAUUCCCUACCAUCCCACAAUUUCCCAUAGAAAAGCUGGUUAAGUCUCUUCAGGUUCCUGAGAUCAAACUGCCAACUAUUCCAAGUGAGAUCAUGGUCCCAUGCUUUGGUAAACUCUAUGGUGAGAUUAGAUUCCAAACUCCCAUCUACACUGUCAAGACAUCUGCUGAGUUCCAAAACUCCACUGAGAAUGAAAUGACACCUAAGUUCACUGGAUUCCUUAUUUCCCAGGGCACAUCUCCAAGUUUUGAAAUUCUUAAUUACAAAUUUGACUCCACUGCUCACAUUGCAAUCCCCAAAAUGAGUCGUGUUGUCCUUGCAGAGACUCUAAAGUUCAACCAUCUUGCUCUUGGAGUUGAUCAUCAGGCAUCUGUAACUCUCUAUGGACGAUCAGCCCAGGCACAAGCCAAGACUGCAGUGAAGGUCACCACUACACCUUACACUGCUGACCUUAUGAAUACAGCCUUUAUUGCUAUGGAAGGGGGAGUGUCUGCUGCUCUGGACACAACUUACAAUCAUUUAGUGAACUUCCCAAUCAUCAAUGUCAGAAGUGAUGCCACUGUAACCCAGAAAGUAAUUGCUCGCCAAGAUGGCUACACCCUCACUCUAACAGUUGACAAUGUUGGCAAUGGCAAGUUUAAUGCUGAAGAGGGCAACCACAAGAGCAACCUGCAUAUGUCACUCACUCCUAGCAUUGUCACACUAACUUUCUCUGGUGACACAGACUCUACCAUCUUGAAGAUGAAACAGCAAAUUACUGCUGAAUCUGGCACCCUUGUCUACUUCAAGUUUAACAUCCGUAAUGAGGCAGAAGCACCAAUUAUAAAGAACAGUCUUGUUGUGGCAUCUGGACAUGCUAACCUUUAUGAUAUGAAGAUUGAGCUGAAGGCAAACCAUGAUACAGAACUGUACGGUGCAGUGACUGGAGUCCUGUCCAAUGGAAUCAACAUCAUAGUCCAACCCAUUGAGUUUGUCUUUGAAUUCCAGAACAAAGGAAAUGCCAAGGUCAACAUUUUUGAAACUCUGAUUGCUAAGAUAGAUCUGCAGAAUGAUUACUCAGCCAUCUUCAAACCUGACAGCCAACAGAUGAACACAGUAUCUCUGGCUCGUCUUAAUCAGUACAAAAUGUCAUACAACUUCACUGUUAGUAAUAAUGAAAACGAGGCUGGUGUCUUUGUUGCCAUGGAAAGUGAAGCCGAUCUUGACUUUCUGAGAUCCCCCAUCAGCAUUCCUGAAAUUGAUCUGCCUUUUGUUGACUUCCGUACUCCAGCUAUCAGUGAUCUGAACUUGUAUGAGCAGACCGGAUUGAAGCAACUUUUGACCACCACCGAACAGACUGUUGAUGUGGAUGCCAAGAUAGUUUACCAGAAAAUGAAGGCUGCCCCCAUGGGUAACAUGAUCACGGAGCUGUCCUUCAAGUCUGCUAUUAUUAAUCUAAAUGUCAAUGCUGGACUGUAUGCUGAGGAUGAUCUUGUAUUCCGUAUGGGAGCUACCACCACCUCUGUAUUUGAGGGCCUUAAAGCCAAACUUGAUGGUACCACCAGUCUGACCACCAAGAGAGGAAUCAAAUUGGCCAAUUCCCUGUCCCUGGAAAAUAGUCACAUUGAAGGCACUCAUGACAGCACAGUCAGUAUGAGCACUGAAACUUUUGAAACUGCUGUCUCUGUGACUACUGUUGCAAAGAUUGCCCUGCCCAUACUCAACCUGGAAGCAAACCAAAAUCUGGUUGCAGACACCAAAACCAAAGCAAAUGCUAUCUCCACCAUGAGAAUGAGGGGUGAUUUCAACAUCCCUGUGAUCAAUGCUGUUGGAAAGACAGAGGCAGACCACAGUCUGAAGUUGGAGGGAACCUUUGAGGAUGUUUCCAUGGAGUCAUCCACUAAGGCAAACAUGGAUGGCACAGUGCUUGAAGACUAUCUAGUUUUGGGAAUCCUGGAUAAUGAGGUUAAUCUGUACCUGAAUAAUGAUGGUCUACGCUCCACCUCCAAGAUCAUUGCUGAUGCCAAACUUAACCAUGCCACCACCAAAGUCAUCAGCAUGGAUAUAAAUGAGAAUCUUGCUGUUGAAGCCUCCAUGAGCCGUGUAUAUGCAGUGCUGAAGUAUACUGGCAACAACGAAGCAAACCUGUUCAAUUUCAACACCAAGGGGAAGCAUGUGGCCCAGGCUACCAUUGAUCUUGCACCAACAUCCUUGACUGCUGAUAUUGAGAUUGAUAUGUCUCAGCCAAGUGAUCUGGGUGAUCUCACCUUCUAUGAGAAAACUGUUGCUGAAGUGACAGCUGCCAAGCAGAAGAUCUCUACCAAUACCAAGUUUGUCAGCUCACUGUACACCACAAACCUGGUAGCAGAAGUGGAGGGCGAUGCUCCUGUCUUCAAAGUCACCUUUAAGUCCUCUGCCACCUCUGGCAUUGUGUUCUUGGAAUAUGACAUGGAUGGUUCUACUACAGCAAACUUUGAGAACGAAGCUCUGAGCAUGAAUACCAAGGUUGUCCUGACACAUGCUGACCUGACCAUGGAUGUCAAUCAUGUCAUUACCCAAGCCUUGAGGAGAAAGCGCCAAGUUGAUGACAGUGUCUCUCGCCACACCCUGAAUGUGGACAUCACCAGUCCUACUUUCACUGAUGUGAACCUUCGCUAUGCUGCUCGCAGAGAUGGUAUCAGCGCUUCAGUAUCUACCCCAUCCACCGGCUUCCUUGGCCUUCAGUUCAAUGGCAGAGUCCCAUCUCAGAUGGGUGCAAGAGUCUAUGGCCGUUAUCCUUCUGCCCCAGAGGUUGAUGUUGACAUCUUGGUCAUCAGAACAUCUUCUAAGGAUGCUGAUAAGAUGAACCUACAAAUUGCCUACAACAUGGAGACACCCAAAGUGAUGCUCUCUGAAUUCAAGACAAGACUCCCUUCCAUCAUCUCUUCAAUCACAGUGUUUGCUGACAAGUACCAGAUCACUAAGAACAUGGAGGAGCUGAAGAACUCUGUUGUUAACCGCAUCAACGAGGCCUAUAACGAUGCCAUCAACUAUGACGUUCAAAUGAGCCAGCUGUCAAUCUUCUUCAGGAACAUCAUUGUCCAGUACCAGAAAACUGUCCAGGUCUUCCUGGAUGCUGUUGUCAAGGUCUUGAGGGAGACCCAGUUUAAACUGCCAGGGUCUGAGGAGAUGACCACUCUCCCUGAGGUCCUAAAGCAGCUGACCAGCAGCAUUGCUGCUAUGCUAGAUAAAACCAUCCAGAUUAUUUAUGAGAACAUGGAGGUCUACUAUAACUCCUUUGUUGAGAAGAUCAGCAGUGUGAAAUUGCGCAUGCCGGUUGGUGAUGCAAUUACUGGAGGCCAGAUCUUUGAUCAGGUGAAAACAGCUUUCAAGAACAUCUUUGAUGAACUGGUGGACUUUGUGAAAAAUAUGGAGAGUCUUGACACAAUGCUAGUGAAGAUAGGUGACACUCUGAAAGCUGUUGUUGAGAAAUCUGAGGAGUUUGUUGACUCAGUCAAGUCUGACUAUUUAGAUGCAGUGUUCAUCAACAUCAAUGUCCUCUAUCGUAACUUUAUCACAGUCAUAAAGACAGCUGUUAACAAGCUCUCUCUAAGUAUGGAGGACCUCAACAAUCUUUUUAAUAACAUUAUGAAUGUGGUCAUUAAUGUGAUGGGGCAGUUCAAUGAAACUGUUUAUAGUUUCCUGCAGCAAGUUUCAGAGGAGGCUCAAGGCAACAUAAAAGUUAGUGAAGGAAGGCUUGAGAUUGACCUUCCAUUUCCCUUCCAACAGUGAGGAACCCUCACAGACUGAGGCAUAAGUCAAUAUGAAACACUAUCACCUGUUUAAGACAUAUGCUUGGAAGGAGUAUGGACAAUUAGCUCUUUAACCAUAUUUAUAACAACAAGUUUAACAAAGACACCUGUUGUAUCAUUUUAAUUUAGAUAGUUUAUUGUGUACAAACA